AAGAUUAUCAACAACUAUUCUCUAUAACAGAGUAGAUAGGCCACCGGGAAAGACUCGAGCGUAACCUCAUAGGAUAACGUCGUCUGCUUCCCGGAAGUUCUCCCCUCAUCUUUCCGAUAGUCUUGAUCGGGCACCGUGAUAUCCACUCAACGGGUCGCGCAUUAUCUGCUGUAUCAUACUUUGCAAUCGUUGCAUAUAGAGAUAUGGGGAUCGCUCUCGCUAUAGAGGCUGCAGUUGGGGCAGCGGAGGCCGGCGCAGCUGCAGCGGAGGCCGGUGCAGCUGCAGCGGGGACCGCUGAGGGCAUCGCCGGCGCUGCCGAGGCAGGGGAAGCCAUCGCCACCGGAGCCGAGGCGGGGGCUGAUGCUGGAGCGGAGGCCGGGGCGGAAGCCGGGGCGGCUAUUGAAUCGGGCGGUGAGGCCAUUGCGGGUGUCGUCUCAAAACUUACGGCAGCCAUGCUGAAAAUCGGCAAAAUGGUUGCAGAAUUUCUGGUAAUCGACGCCAUCUUCAAAGCUGCCAAGGCAAUUCUGGAUGAGUUAACUUCGGAUCCGGCGGCCAAGGCCCGGGCUCAGAAGCUGGCGAAACUGGUAGAUGUUCUUACCAAAAGCGCGAGUAUAAUGCAGGACAUCUACAAAUGGUUUAAAGAGCAUGCUGACGACACCACCACACUGAAGGGAAUGGAUGUACCAAUCAGCGGGGUUGUUUCAUCGUUCAUGCCUCGACUGGGAGCGGCAGCCCAAGUUCUGCAGACUCUGUCGACACAAGUGGCAGCGAAGAACCUGAAGAAAGACAAGAUCACAGACGGGGAGGUGGAGGCCUUGCAUCAUGGCUUGGACACGGUCGCCCAGUGCUUCCAGGCGCUGAAUGAAUUCAAGAAGAAGAACGAGGGCAAGGUGCCACUGUUGAAAGGCGUUCCAAUUGAUGACGCCAAAGUCGCUUCUAUUGCCGACCCACUGAAAAAUGUGUAAUCACGGUUUGCCUAAGAAAAAUGCGUGCUUUCCUGGAGAAGAAAUGACGAUACAAAGAAACAUACAAAAGAUUGUUCAUUUUGAGGGGCGUUAGGCCUGCAUUCAUUAUUUUUAUCCGAUUUAUACCCCUCCAACACUGUUAUGGGAGGGCCUUGUUUCUAUUGUGUUGCAAAGGUAAACCAAUAGCUUUACCCACCAAUAUUGAUAUGAUUGUUACAACAUCGCCUUAUUCUGGAAAUAAUCCACAUCGCGAGGUCGAACUUUGCUAUUCACCUGUCCAGUGCGGGGCUCGGACAGUGUCAGCAAAUCACUGUCCACUACGGUAACAACAGCGCUAGCAGACGACAAAGACAGAUAUGAAAACUCCAGCAGAUUCAACAGCGAAUAAUUCCUGUUCUAUGGCACUCGACGUGGAUUUGCUGGUAGACAUUUCUAGAUGAUAACUUAAAGACAUCUGUUAGUAGGUUUAUAUUGAUGUAGCUGUCAUGAAUAAGCAGAAAAAGUAGUUUUUUGUAGACCAUAUCUGCCUAUCUGGAGAAGAUAAUUGCACGUGCUGUGUUGUGUAGCAUGUACACCAGAAUAGGAAGAUAUGAUUACAAUUCAGGUUACAAAAUGCGCUUACUUCUCCCAUAUCUGCCUAAGUUGUGAAGAUUAUUGCAUGUGCUGUGUUGUGUAGCAUGUUCACCAGAAUAGGAAGAUAUGAUAACAAGCACUUGGCUCAAAGUGCUUUAUCUAGUGUCUUAAAAUGCAAUAAAAGACGGCAGACUGUGCGCUAUGGUUACCCGUGUCACUGUCAUGACUGUCCAAGUGUAACCAUAGCGGGCAGUCAUGGCAGUGCAUGAAAGUAACCAUAGCGGGCUGUCUGCAUUUUAUAGAACAAUUUAAGCCAAGUGCUUGUGAUCAAAUCUGCCUAUUCUGGUGUACAUGCUACACAACACAGCACAUGCAAUAAUCUUCACAACUUAUGCAGACAUGGUAGAAAUAAGCUCAUUUUGUACCCUGAAUUAGGCAUAUGACUUCAAAACACUGUUUUGUUCUAUACAUUCAGGACAGCUACACUGAUACAAACAUAUUCACAGAUGUGUUAAAGUUAUCAUCCUAAAAUAUCUACCAAGAAAUCCACGUCGACUGCCAUAGAACAAGAAUUAUUCGCCAUUGAAUCGGCCAGAGUUUUCAAAUUUGUCAUUGUCGUCUGGACAAUGACUUGCUGACUCUGUACUAAUCCCCACACUGCUAUCUUCUAAUUGAUUUGUAGUGGCAUGAUCUCUUUAAAAGUCGCGGCCCGACCAGAAGGACUUACCCCGUCUAGGGAUAGCAGUAUUGAUUUGAUGACAAAUACAACAAAAAAGCCCGGUGAAAAAGCAAUGCAUGUGUUACAUAAUUAGAUGUUUAGUUCCUUCUUCAGUUAAUUAGCAGACAUAGAAUUUUAUAUGACAAAAUAAAGAAAACAUUUAUGGAA
This is a messenger RNA of Lineus longissimus, 2424 nucleotides long. RefSeq lists its product as uncharacterized. Lineage: Eukaryota; Metazoa; Nemertea; Pilidiophora; Heteronemertea; Lineidae. The record is from RefSeq and is a predicted model, not a curated record. The transcript has 3 exons. Bases 204 to 965 code for a protein of 253 amino acids.